Lymnaea stagnalis (great pond snail) is the source of this 14237-nucleotide messenger RNA. NCBI's taxonomy places the organism in Eukaryota, Metazoa, Mollusca, Gastropoda, Lymnaeidae. The record is from the annotation of a GenBank genome assembly.
GUGACUUAACGUAGUCCUUUUUACAUUGGGUGAUCAUAAUUGGUCCAUCUUCCCUUUUUUUUGCUAGAGUUUCAUCACAGCUUCGUAAUAUGCCUAAUGGUUCUAAUCAAAAUGGUCCUGGUCUAGAUCAGCAGGUGAGCAUAUUUAUGUGAUUUUUACUGCUGCUUUUAAAAUAUAUUCCGUAGAGAUUAGUUCAUUUUCAAAAUACUGUAGUCCUUGAGAAAUUCAAGAUGGCGUACGAUCACUCUACACCAUCGUGGCCACCAUUACAAGAAGUCGACGUCAGUUAGACAAAGAUUUUAAGCUAUCUGUAAAAAUUUUUGACAGGAUUUGGAAAUUGUUAUUUUUAAAACUUAUUUUGUAACGAAAUGUUGGUUAAACUAAUAGUCCCUUAUUCAUACCCCCCCCCCCCCAAAAAAAAAAAAAAAAAAAAAUUUGAUAUAAGGCAAGGCCCUUGGGGCUGGGGAGAGUAAUUUCAGAGUACCAGUCCGCCCCAAGACCUGCCUAGACAUUAGUGUAGGCACUUGUAUACAAAAUUUUAAAAGAUGGAAAUAAUUUUAAAAAAAACACAGUUAGAGCAAAUUUCAAAUAAAAAAAAUGAAACCAGAAUCAACUUUUUAGCUUAAGUACUUUUUGAGCUAUGAAUUUUAAAGUGUGAGUUCGUUUGGUAUUUUUUACUAUGGACGAAACCUCCACAUCUUGUGACCUCAUUCCGCUGUUCGCGUCAUGCGCAAUGACUAUAUACUUUAUAUAAGGCAACGCAUCGCCUUAUCACUAAAAUACUGUUUAGGGUUGACUUAGUUUAAACUUUCAACUUUGGCACAUGAAUAAUUAAUUAAAGCUUUCCCUGACCAAUGGUAUAGUAGUUUUUGCACACGGCAAACUCUUAUGAAUGAAACUCUGAGGUAGUACUACGAUACAGCCAUUAUGCAAGUGGCUGUGAAUGGUUGCCAAUGACAACGUGUUGCACACUGUAAAUUCUGAUCAUUUAUAAUAUGGAUUCUACCGGGUUGUUAAAGCUCAAAUUAAAACAUUCCAGUUUAAAUGUCUUCAAAAUGCAUUCUGAAACACAAGUUAUCAAUUAUUUUGAUGUAAAUAGUGGUAAUAAAUUAAUAUUUCCUAAGUAUCGACAACAUCCGCCAUUAAAAAGGGGGCUUGACCCACCCCAUGGCGAAAUUAGGCCAUGGUGAAAUUAGGUUGAGUGAGCUGCAUGACCUGCUGCAAACGCGUAGAAACAUGGCGUCUCUCGUGAGACACUUAUCGCUGUGCAAAUUGGCAUACGUGUAGAUCAAUAGAUUUCCCAGAUGCAAAAAAAAUUUUGGUAGUGACAUUUUUUCCUUCGACUUAAUUUUAAUGAUGAAAGUUACCUUAUAUUUACCAAGGAUUUUCUCAAAGCUGACUGAUUGUAAAUGAAAAAGAAAUUGAUUAAAAUGUAGGCCAAGAUGUCUACCUAAUUAUAAGGCCAAAAACGGAACUCAAAUAUAUAUCGAAAGUACUAAUUUAAUAAUAAAUAGACACACACAUCGGAAAAUUAAAAACUCAGAUUUUUCUGCGUCGAUUUCUAUUCCCGAUACACAAAAAGUAGUAGUCUCCCUUGUUUCAUCGAAGUAACUACAUUAGUGGCAUUCUUCAUACUCACAGACUUAAGAUACAAUCCUGUCUGACUUAAUUCACUUAUGCCAUGCCAUUUUUAGGGUGAAGCAGAGCACUAGACGCCAGUGUUUCUGCAACUGAAUUGAUUUCUCCAUAACUAAACUAAACUUGUGCUUGUCUGAGUUAUCUUGAAAUUCAAUGUUUAAACUGAAGCAAUAGCCUGGGCCUAGGUACUUCAGUAAAAAAAAAAAAUGAACAAUUCAAAAUAAUUUUUUAAGGCUAAUGCUAAGAGAUAUCACCGUGAUUUCAUUUGUGUUAUUCUUUAGAGUUCAGAUUAGGUUUAGGGAUAGAUGUUUAGGUCGUAAGGUUUAGGCUUAGGCUUAGGGAUAGAUGUGGUGGUGUAGGCUUUAGGUGUAAGGUAAAGGCUUUGGGGUGGUGGCCUUCAACCUUUUCACGGGCCGUGUGGUCGUGUCAACAUAGAUGGCGGCCAUGGUAAAUAACGCUGUGGUUUCUCUUAGCAUUUACCUUUUUAAAAAAUAAAACCACAAUCAAGUGACAACUUUUUAGCUUUAGUAGGUACCUGAUAUUUUACCCCCAAAACGUGUGACCCUAAUUUCACAUUUCUGCACUAUUUCGCCACACCAUUUUAAUUUUAGAGAUAAGUACACCAAAUUUACAGGAGCCAUUCCUAAUCUAAUAAACAACACAAAGAACAACAUAACUUUUACAUUACAUCAAGACUUUAUUUUGCAUAAUUUUCUUGGCGGAUAUGUUGAAAAAAUCAUGUCCAAAAAAGUGGAAAAGUUAUUAUUUGUAAAGGCAAAAACAAAAAAAUUACAUGUUUAUUGUAGUUUAACUAAAUGUAUGAUUCAGUUAUAUUUCAAAUAAAUUCUUAUCUUUAUGAAAGGUAAGUUGAAUUCUUUUUUAAUACAAAAUUAAAUGGAUGAAAUUAUGUGAUUAAAUUUUAAAAGGGAGUGGGAUGUUCUGCCUGUCAUUUUCUAUGUAGACUCCUAUACAGACUUCUUGGUCUUGAUGAAUCACAAAAUUUCUCCUUCAUAAACUUUGUCUUUGCCAUCCUCGUCCCUAUAUGCCUUACUGUUGAUGGAAGUGGCAUAAAUUCCACAAAAAUCUUCUCUUCAAUAGAUUUAAAAAAAAAGAUUUAAAUCAAAAUUUUCCCUUGUACCUGAAAGAAGCCUAGGAAUAACAUCUAAUCAUAAUUCUGAAUCUUCACAAUUUCUUGUUUCUUUUUAAUAAUAUCAUUUUAUGUGUUGCUUAUAUUAAAUUAUUGUUUAUGUAAACUGCUUUUCUAUGUCCUAAUAAAAAAAUUAUUACUAUAAUGAUGUUGUAGUAUUAAAAUGUUAUAUUUAUAUUAACUUAACAAUAAUUAAAAAUUUAUAAUUACUUUAUUACAUUAAAAAAUUACUAACUUUAAUUAGGCCUGCAAGUGUGUUGUAAAUAUUAGCCUAAAUAGACUUAAUAUACUUAAUAGGAUUACUGGUAAAAUAACUGUAAUUGUAUGCCUAUUUUUUUUUAUAUUCUCCCAUAUGAGUAGUAAUUUAUAAGAGAAUAACAAUUAUUAUUACUGCUGUUACUAUUAUUAAACAAUUAUUGAUUCAAUAAUGAAGAACGGUAGAACUAGAACGGAUAAAUUUGGUACCUGGUGAACAAAACUAUUUAAUCUAAUAAACUAAAAAGCAACCCGUAGACUCUACCCAAAACUUUUCAAGUUUGGUUAUAAUCUUUUCUUAUAUUUUUUUAAAUUAUUCAUUUGAAACGUAUUAGAAUUAUUCAGAUGAUUAAGGAUUCAACAAAAAAAAAAGGAUCACUUCAUAAUUGACAGUAAUCAUAAUCAUUUCCGGCAACUCGGUCGAAUAAAAUUAACUUUCGCUUUGGCUUCGGCGACAUUUUCAUACCCCUCUCCCCCCUACAUUUUAGCGGGAGGCAUAACCUUUCAUUUACUUGGUCGAUUUUAAUAAUUUAAAUAUGUUAAUGCUCGUGAAUGAAUGCAAUUUCUAAAGAACUUAACCGUUUUAUGGAAUAAAUAAAAAAAAAAAAGUGUUAUGUGAUAAACUUACCAAAUGGUUAUGUUCCUGUCCGUGACACAAAAAAAACAAAAAAAAACUGAAUAUUGUCUGAUUGCCAAUAAAGAUACACCAUAUGCCAUUUAACCCUCUUGUGGUGGAUGGUCCGAUAGAUAUCGGCCCAGAGUGGAGUAGCGAAAAGGACGGAUGUCCGAUCUUUCGGCCCAAUAAGUCAAGCCUCGAGAUUGGCUGGCUAGUCUUUGUGCCAGCCAAUCAGAUUGCUUCUUGCACAUCCCGGCAUUGUAAUGGGGGCCUGUGUUGAUAGUUUACUGGCUUUUAUUGUGUUCAGGAAUUUUUUAGUGAGUGGCAAAAUUUCAGAAUGUCUGACAGUGACACUGAUCAAACUAUCCUUAGUGAUUUUGAUAUUCUAACAGUGAAUCUGACACUGAAACUGAUGAAAACAAACAGGAAAUGAAUGAAGACUAUCAAAAUGAGGGUAAUGCUAAUGUUGUGAACUCUUGAUUUAGUAUAAGGGGUCCUCAAUUGGGCAGAGAUAACCCCUCUGAAUUUUUAGACAUAAUAGGUCCUACAAAUAAGGCACAAGCACCCCAUUUGCUAUUAUUUUACACUAAAUAUCACACAAAUGUUUAUGAUAGAGACCAAUAGAUAUGCAGACAACUUUCUCAAUAACAUCCAGCUUUAAGAGUAGGUCCCUAGGUCAUAAAUGGGGGCAUGUUACAGUGAGUGUCUGUAACAACUGAAAAAUGUAAGAACUGAAAAAUAGCUGGGGGCUGGAAAAGGAGUGCCAGGGGUGUCUGAAGGGCCUCCAUGGGCCUUUGUUUUCCCUAAAACAUAAGUAAUACGACAUAUUCAGGCUUCAUCCAUCGAAAAAUUCACACAAUUGAUACAAGUAAGUCAUGUUUAUUCGAUGUUCAACAAAAAAAAAAUACAGGCAUAAAUUAUGCAAGUUAGGUUAGCUCGUUUGCAUAAAUAUUGAUAUUUCAGUUUGAUUCAUAAAGAUUGUAUUAGUUCAUUCAAUUUCCUACAAGAAUAUAUAUAAUUUUAUAUGUAUUAAGGAAAAAGUUAAUUUUUUAAUAAAUUCUUUUGCAAUGCGAGUGCUGAGAUCAUAAAAUGUCCUCUGUCUUUUUGUCACAUACACCCCAAAAAGCCUCUGUCCAAGAGGGUUAAAGGGCUACCUAUAAGCUUUCCAAAAAUAUUAAUUUCGUCUUUUUAGCUUUUAUAGAAGUCAAGUGGAGUUAUAUCUUCUGUUGAAUUUUUUAAGCCCUUACAUAAACUAUUUUACCCCAAACCUUGUGUCCAUUUGUUCACAUUUCUGCACUAUUUUGGGAACAACUUAUUUAUUUUAAUAGAUAAUUGUAUAGAAUUUUCAGGAAAUAUUUGCGGUUAGCGGUAAGGCCUGCGAUGUGUUUCACAGUAUGUAGGUCACGCACUUUCCCCCCAGGUUAACUUCCCUCUACAGUGUUAUUCAAAAGAUUUCAAUAUUUAUGUCAAUUUUCAUUUUAAUAUUGCAAAUGAACUGGAUGGAUCGUUAAGUUAAUGACGUGAAGAAGGGGAAAGUUAUCAUAGACACAAGACAACUACGUUCUUCCAUUGACAGUAGAACCCUCUCAAUCCCAAGAACCAAAACUAAGACCAUCGGUGAACGCUCCUUCUGCUUCCAUGGGCCCACAUUCUGGAACCAGCUCCCCUUCCAUAUCCGUCAUUGUGAAACCUCGUCCAUUUUCAAAAAGUCCCUUAAAACUCAUCUGUUUAGGUCCGCCUAUGACCUGUGAUGCACCCUCCUUACCCUGCCUCAUUUUCUGUUUUGGGUUGAUCCUGAAGUAUAGGCCAAAACGUGUCAAAGUGUCCUCGUUUUAUAGCCAUUUUCAUUGUUUCUAUAGUAUAUUAGUUACUAUCCUAGUGUCUUAUUUUUAUUUUACUUAGUUUACAUGUUUUUCAUAAUUGUAAAGCGCUUAGAGCUUUAUGUUAAGCGCUAUAUAAAAAUGCCUAAAUAAAUAAAUAAAUUUGGAACCAACUAUUGGUUAUGCACCUAAUUCAAGUUUUCGGGUUCCCCAAAGAGAUGGCACCUGAUGCGUGGACCCUAUUAGCAUUAUAGUUUUUCCAUUCCAUUUUAUAAACUAAUUAAUUUAACUUUAUUCUUUCACUGGAAAAAUCAAUUUUCAAGCCUGAAAUGGUGCACCAGAAAUAGAAAAUAGAAAGUAUGCCAUUUUUUUUAAAAUAGGCAUGAUGAGUACCGGAAGUGGCUUUUGCACACUUUCAAAAUUAUUAUUAAAUAGAAGAUACAUUAAUUAAAUAGCUUCCCCGUCUUUAAAAAAGUUGGUAUUAUUAUUAUAAUUACAGUAAGAAUAAGCUUAAAAUUUUGUACUGGUAGAAAUUAUUAUUUAAAUGGUGAAGUUAAAAAUAUUCACUUAAAAUUGCAUCCACUAUUAAAAGAUUAUUCAUAAAUAUUUAAACUUUUAAAUCUUCAUUUUAAAAAUAGGUUUAAUUAGUGAUUAUCAAAUCAUCCAAAAUUUGAAAAUAAAUACUGGUUAUCAAAUUAUGUUAUUAAAAUUAAUUAUAGCAAAAUAAGACAAUUAAUAUAAAUAAGACAUCCCCCUAAAAAUAAUGUUUUGAGACUACUUAUUUUGACCUGUCAACUUUUGCUCAUCACUUAUUAGUUAAAGGUUUCCAUGACCAUGAUUUAAUACUUUUUCCAAUCUCUUAUGCAUGAAACUAUGAGAAUAAUACUAAAGUAGUUUAGUACAUGGCAGUGACUGAAUGGGUGCUCAUGAAGUUUUGCACACUGCAAAUUAUAAUUUAUUAUACGCGCUUUACUGCUUUUUUAACAUCAAAUUAAAAUAUUCUUGGUUAAAUGCCUUAUAUGAUACAUGCUAAAACACAAGUUAUCAAAUAUUUUGAUGUAAAUAGUAGUAAUAAUUGUUAGGGGUGUGCCGGAAUCCGGUUCCGCCGGAUUUUGCACUAUCCGGUGAAAUCCGGUUCCGCCUGAUUUACAUGUAUCCGGAACUACCGGAUUUCGGAAUUUGCCAGAUUUUGUGACUCUCCGGAUCAUAAUCUGAAAUAAAAGUAAUUCUCUUUCCCGAAUUCCACACGAUCACGAUACAUUAAUCGAUUGUUUCGAGCGUUGAGCUUGUUUAAUGUUUGAUAUUCCGAAUAUACCAGAGGCUAGAGUCAGCACCGCUAAUAGUGGCCAAUCGGCCCAAUCCAAUGAGCCAAUGACAAGACGAGAUGAACUCAGAUGAUGAGUCUGACUUUCUCCUCAGAUUCAAAACAAUUAGUGCACUACAAUAGUUAAAAAUUACACUGCCAAGUGGCAAGUGCCAAAGUAAUGAAAGUAAUAGACUAAUAGUAAAGUUGUUUUCCUUUGACCUUGCAGCGAGUUAGAACUUAACAGCGAGUUUAGUUACAUAUGGAUAAUAACUUAUUAUCAAUCUGCGUUUUAUUCUGAUUUCAGUGAUUUCUGAAUAAUUUCUAUUUUCUAAUUUAUUUCAAAGUUCUUCACUUCCAACUUCCAAUCAGCCAAUGUCAUUUAGCCAUUUAGGCCAACUGUUCAGAAGGCAUCCAACCCCUCAGAUUUACCGGUAUCUGCAAAGUUCCGGAAUCCGGAUUAUUCCGGGAUCCGGCGGAUUUCGCAUAAGAAAAUCCGGAUCCGGCUGGAAAAAAACGGAUCCGGCACACCCCUAAUAAUUGUAUAUUUUCUAAGGAUCGACUUUCGCCAAUAUAACUGUUUGGAGAGGGUUGUAGUCACCUCCUUAAUGUGAUUAGGCUUAGCAACCUUACCAUACUGUGGUUUACCCGAGUGAGCAUAACUAAUGGCAGACAUGACCUAACUCAAUGAGCAUUGGCAAUUGGCGCACAUAUGCAUCAAUAUAUAAUGCUAAGGAAGAUUUAAUAUGAAAGACAUAGAUUUUGAAUUUCUUCAACAACAAAAAAAUAAAUUUUAAUUUGAUGUUAAAAAAGCAGUAAAGCGCGUAUAAUAAAUUAUAAUUUGCAGUGUGCAAAACUUCAUGAGCACCCUUUCACUCACUGCCAUGUACUAAACUACUUUAGUAUUAUUCUCAUAGUUUCAUGCAUAAGAGAUUGGAAAAAGUAUUAAGUCAUGGAAACCUUUAACUAAUAAGUGAUGAGCAAAAGUUGACAGGUCAAAAUAAGUAGUCUCUUUAUAUAUCUAGGAAUGUCCGAAAAUAGGAUUGAUUUAAAAUGCAAAGAAUUACUAUGAAAUUUAGGUCAAAGUGUCCACUGUGGUGAAUAUGUGAAUAGAUACCAUAAAUGUAUUACAUGAUGGUUCUUUCAGUAAUGACAAGGUAUCAAUGUCCAAAAAUAAAAGAUUUUGAUUCUGUACCUACGCACAUUUUGAAGUAGUCUCCCUUGCUUUACCAAAAUGCCUACCCAUAACCUUUGGAACAAUUUAUCACACUGUUUUCUUUACAUCAUAUUACAAUUAAAUGGAUCAUAUAAAGUGGUAUUACUAACUUUAAAAAAUCUGUAACUGUUAAAUUAAAUAAAAUGAAAGUUGAUGUAAUAUUUUUUGUGGCAAGAAAGUUGAUUUAAUAUUUUUUGUGGCAAGCUUUGAGGGCUUGCUAAUCAUAUGGAAUUCGCUCAACAUUAAAACAUGUAGACCUAAUACAUUUACCUGUAAGUUUUAUUUCAUUAUCACCAAUAAGGCAAUCAUAAUUUCACCCACCCCCCCCCCCCCCCUCUCUUUGAUAUUUAGUGGCUUUUGUAUCAAGCAACCCACGCAAUCCUUUGUAUCUAGGAACCCACACUUAAUAAUUAUUCUAGAUCUGUGGUUCUCAGCCUGGCUCUAAUCGUAGGGGUCAUCAUUGUAAGACAAGGGUAGGCCUUAAGGGCUGCCCCAUAGAUUUUGGUUGUAAAAACGGGGCUACCAGAGUCUGUAAUUUUUUUCAAAUUAAAAAUCUCUCUUAGGGCAGGCCUGCACAGCUUAAAAUGUAAGGCGGGCCGUAAUACUUAAUGAUAAACUUGUGGGAGCCAAUAGAAAAUAGGAUGGGGGGGAAGCUAUUAAGAAAAUAAUUAGAAUAAAGAACAUUUCAUUACUUCGCGAGCCGCAAAGUGGGUGCUGGCGGCCGCAUGUUGUGCAAGCCUGCUCUAGGGUUUUAUCAUUUUUCUUGUGUAGAUAUGGCAUUGGUUUAUACACAUUCCCUAUUUUCUAACAUACAACAGUAACUCAUGAAGUCAAGUACGAAGAGACAUUAUUUUAACUUUGUAUGUCAUUGACAGUUCUUGUAUCAUAUGAUCUUCCCUGCCCAGAGGCUAGUUCAAAUUAAUCAGCAUACUGACAGAUUUAUUGGUGCAACUUUAAUUAAAUUCGUGUGAAACAAAAGACCUCAUGGUUACAUCCCAGCAAAGCUGUCUACACAAUCCGGCAGUUUUACCGACUAUCAUUCUAGCUAUGACACUGGAGAAAAUGAGUCACAGUUUGGAAGAACAAUUUAACUCAACUUCUUUGCUUUCUUAACAUGAUAAUUUCAAUCGAUUAUCUAGUCUAGGAGAAGUAAUUUUUAAGCGAUAUGGUCAUGAAGUGUUUGUAAAAAUUAUCGACAAACUGCAUCAAAGUAUUUCACUUUGUCAACUGAAUUAACUCUGUCCUUUUAAAACUGUCAAUCCUGUUAGCUAGAUUCCGCCUGUAAAUUUUUUUCAGGCUUCAAUACAAUUAAAAUACAUGUUCAUUUGUUAAUCUAUCUUUGUUACUUUUAAUACUCAGUUUGCUGGACUGGACUUAAAUGGUCCUGGUCGCAAUCAAGAUUAUGAUGGACAUCAAGGUGGCUACGGUAUGCAUCCCUUUAAACUGUAAUUUUACCUAGUUUAUACAGAGUAAUGUUUAAUAUUCAAUAAAUAAUUCGUUUUGAGUUUUAGUAAUAAUUUAUCAUGUUAAUUCGUUUUGUUGCUUUAGUUUUUUUCUCUUCAGAGUUUUCUGAAGAUUCACAUCGUUUAUUUUUUUGAACCUGUCUGUAAAGAAUAAUUAUAGUAAGGAACUGAAUGCUAUAAACUACUUCUAUUAUUUUAUAUCAUAGUUUAGAUCCAUAUAAAGUUUUAAGCCCUUUUUUAAACAAUGGCUUUUCAAACUUUUAAAUCACAAGCAGGUGGUGGUCGCUACGUCCCUCCACAUCUUCGUGGAGGUGGUAUGCCCAACCUGAGCCAGCCCCCUCCAGGGCAUCCCAUUGCAUCUUUGCCCCCACAAGGUAAUUGGGGAAUUUCUGGGGGCAGAGGGCCACCACCUCGUGACGGAGGAAGGUGGUCGGGUGAGUUUUUCCGAAAAAAUCUUUUAAUUUUUUCUGAAAAAUCCAUCUCCUAUACUCUUUGAAUAGCUUAAAUCUGUACUUGUAAAACUGUGGCAAAAAAAAAAAAAGCAAUCACAUAAAAUAAGUUUUAUGUUCAGAUAAAGAAUUAGCAUAAGACUCGUCUUACCUGAUUUUAGUCAUUCAUGCUUGCCAGUUUUGUCUGUCAAGUUGCUAAAUUUUUUAUAGCAAUUUCUGAAAAUAAUUUUAAAAAUACUUAUCCUAGUUUCUUUAUUUUAAACUUGUGCCUUGGCUUGCUUCUUUUGGCUUGUUAAAACUGUUCUUUUUUUUUUUUUUUAACUUACUAUAUUGUACGAUGUUAUUGCUUUUCAAUUUUCCAAAGUCUGAAAUUAAUACAUUAAUGCUACAUUUUAUUUUAAACUAUUGCAUAAUAUUUGUUUGAGCUAAUGUUCCAUUACUCGAGGUAAAUUUGUGUCCAAUUCCAAAACCCUUGUAUGUAUUUCCUUGUAUAGCAUACAUUUAGUUUUUAAUUUUACUGCUGUCAAUGCCUGGUAAAUGAAGAUCUUGUCUCCCAGUGCUUUUAAUUUUUUUAAACUACUUUUAAUUUUUUUUUUUUUUUUUUUUUUUUUUUUAUUUUUUUUUUUUUUUUUUUUUUUUUUUUUUUUUUUUUUUUUGGUCAAAAUUUACAACAUUCAUUGAAGCAUAAUUGUGAAGCAUGUUGAAUGCUGGGAUCUUUUUAGAGAUUUGUGAUAAAAAUUUGUUUUGCUGUUUUAAAAAAAAAAUGUAAACUCAAGUUUUUCAUGAUUUUGACAUUUCAAAUUUGACUUAAUCAGGUAAUGACAAAGCUGGUAACUACAACAGUGAUCGUGGCGGCAGCUAUAAUGAUCGUGGAAAUUACAGCAGUGACCGGGGUGGAAGCUACAAUGAUAGAGGUGGUUACAGCAACAGGGGUGGAGGUGGUGGUGGUGGUGGUGGCAUGAGAAGUGGGUAAGUAAAGGAACCAGUAGAAGAGUUUGAAAUAAACUUACUACUUAGUGUUAGAGUGACAAUUUUUCAAACACUUAUUACCAUUAAAUUUUAGUGGGUUUUUUUUAUCUGUACUUUUUGGGAGUGAUAAAUCAAGAUCAUUAUAUAAAUUAGGGAACAACUGGAUAUCAAAUCAGACAUUUGCCUGUUCAAGCAUUCGUCUCUGCUCAGUGACAGUCCAAAUAUUAAUUUAAAAAUAAAUUUUUAAUAAUAUUCAUUUAACUUGCUGAAUGACUAUAGUCUAAAUUGCAUCAAUUUCAAAUUUCUGAAUUUGAAUUCAAUCUCAAGCAAGACCUGGAAAGAAUUUUGACUUUUAAAAUAUUUUUUUCAGGUUAAUUUUUAUUACAUUGUUAUUGGACAAGAUUAACAAAUCACAUUAUUUGGAUCAUGUUAUACGCUGUAAUAUAUUAUAAUGUAUAGCAUGAAUAAUUUGUAGUUUUCUAUAAUAAACAAAUAGUACUUGGAUUUGUAUCCCGAUUUGGCAAAUUACAGUCCACUUUGGAUUCAGUACCCGUUGGAAAUGUCUACCCAGUUGAUCCCUAAUGUACAUAUUUUGUUUUUCAUUUUUUAGAAAUAAUAGCAGGGAUUGAUUUCUUAAUAAAAUUUAAUAGCUACAGCAUAUUUAAAUAAAUUGUAACACUUUUUCUCAGCUACAAUGAGCGCGAUAACAGAGGAAGCUAUGACCGUCGAGGUGGGGGCAAUCAAGGGGGUGGCUUUGGGCGUGGUGGAGGCGGAGGUGGGGGUAAUUUUCAGCAAUUCAAUGACAGGUUUGUAAUUUUCUUACCUCCUGAUUUUUCAAUGAUAGUCUUUAUUUCAACUUCAGUGUUUUCUAGGUCCUGUAUUUUAAUUGUGAAGUAUUGUGUUUUGCUGAAUGUCUGAUAGUAAUUAGUUGUUAUUUUAAAGGUUUACAACAAUUUAUUUUUUAAUCCAGUCCCUGGAGGUUCAUGUGGACCAUAUGCACACUCACUCCGUGCCUGUUGAAUAUUGGUGCCUACGACAAGGCUUAAUAUUUAUCCUCAAAAAAAUUCUCUAAUAAUUCUUAGGACUAGAUUUCUGCAUUUCUUGAUUACUUAUUGGAGCAUUGUAAUUUUGAUAGAUGACAGGGCAAAGUUGAGGGUUUUUUUUAUUGUACGGACAGAUAACAGAGGGAUUAUAGUUAUGAAAAGCUGGAGUAUGUACUCUAAAUAUCCCAAUAGGGUAAUAACAACCUAUCAGGUGCCACUGUAACAACCCUAAAUUAAUGCUAUUUGUCCCUAUGGCAAACUAUGACUCGAAAAAGACUCAUGGUAGUUUUUCAUGACCUAUUAAAGAUGGAACCCACCAUAAUCUCUCCUGACCCUAUCAUCUGUAUAAAUAAAUGGCUAAUAUAGUUUACAGAGCUACUGUUGUUUCAUUUUUAGGCUGCAGAUACCAAAAAAGAACAAUUUUGAUUAGCCUAUCUCAUUAUUUAUAACUACAGACCUAAAUAAUAGAUUUUAACAUAAGAUAAAUAAGUUACAAAAAUGUUUUAGCCAGUAAAGGAAGAGUCAACCUUUUCUGAUCAUUGUGUAAAUAAUGUGAAUCGUUGGCUGAUGCAGUUUAUUAUCUUUAUUUUAGUUCUGAAAUUCAGCAUUGAGUUAGUUCACUAACUUAAUUAAAAGAAAAGAAGUGUUUUUUGUUUUUGGAAAUCGUCAGCAGGCCAGUUGAAAUGACAUUGCAGGCGAGAAUUCGAAUACCCCUGCAGUAUUAAGAUGUUCUGAAUAUCUAUUUUUAGUUUUAAAACUCUGUAGUCUUUGACACAACUGUUAAUUACCUUUUAAUAUAAGCUAGACUAUUUUGCUCUUAAUAUUAGCUGUUGACUUUAGAGAUUGCAAUAGGAGGAUAACUUGACAUCUUAUUACAUUUAAUAUUAAGUUGUCACCAUGAAACAACUGCAUUUUCCCCAAAAGUAUGAAUCAAGUAUAUAUUUAUGUAUUAAUGUAAAUUUUAACUAAUAAAGACAAAUGUCUAUAAUUUAAUUGUGAAACUACUUUGCAUACCUCAUCUUAUCUAUUGGUAAUAAGAUUUUAGAAAUUGUAAAAGCGCUUAUGAAUUAGUUUCUUGUUUUUAUUUUAGAAAAUACAUUUUUAAAACUAAUUAGAUUUGUUACCAUUCAAAUUAAUAGAAUCGUUAACAAAUUUUUUUAUAGAGGUGGAAAUGAUCGUUGGAACAGACAAGGGAGUGCCCCUCCCCCAGCUCCGGUUGGUGGUGUUGGUGGUGGAAACAGAUGGGAUGUCCUACUGGAGGAUCGAGAUCGUGAGCGUCGUAUGGGUGGACAAGGUUACAAUCGCUGGGACAACCGAGAGGAUAAUGCUGGUAGUGAAUCCCGACAGGAAGACUGGUCAAUACCUCUGCCAAGAAAUGAAAGGCUUGAACAGUGAGUAAUUAUAGCAAAACAAUAUAAUUUUCAGAUUUUAAACUUGAUAAAGUACUAUCAAGAAUAUUUUUAAAAUCGUCACUUUGUAGUUUAACUUUUAGAAGACUCGAUGACUGCUUGCUUUUCAUAAUAUAUUAAAGCAUGAAUUUUAGUCAAUAUUUUUUUUUUUACUGCCUAAACUAAGGGUUCAUUAAAAUCAGCAUUGAGUUACUCAUAUUUUCUCAUACCAAUAGGUUUAUUAACUGCAUAGUUUUAGUUUAUACAUCAGUAUUAGGAUAGGUUGAAAUUCUGGUCACAUCUCUAAAAUAACUAUCUUUUUCAAUAUAUGAAUAAGCUAAUAGCUUUAGUAUAGCCCAGCACAGUAAAUAUAAGUUGCAACACACAAAUUUUUCAGAUGUCGUAAAUAAACAUAUUCUCAUUUAAAAUAGCAUGUAUGUUGAGAAAAUAAGCUGACAUACAAAACAUUGGAUAUUAUGUCAAUGAAUCUGUUAAAUGUCAGUUCAUUGUACCUAAUAACCUUACUAAACAUCUUGAAACUAUGUUUCACAUCUUGAAACUAUGUUUCGUCAUAGGCAGUAUAUGACAUUUUAUUUUUGUAAAUCAUAGCAGUGCAAAUGCAUGGUGUGUAAUCCAGGUCAUAAAAUUUUGUCUCCUUGGAGUAAGUUAACCAUACAGGAAAGAAAAGGAUUAGUAACAAAGUAGACAUUCGUGUCAUAUUUUUUUUUUUUAAAGUGCUUUAUUAUGUGGAUACCCAUGUUCGGGUAAAAAUAAAGCAUUAAAUCUGGAUGGUGGUUGUGCUGUGUGGAUUUGAUUUCUUGAAAAUUGUACAUAAUAUUUUUUUUCCAGUGAAUUAUUUGGAGCUGGAAACACAGGAAUUAACUUUGACAAGUAUGAGGAUAUUCCUGUUGAGGCCAGUGGAGAUAGUCC